Molecule: messenger RNA, 2346 nt
Organism: Cyclospora cayetanensis
Lineage: Eukaryota; Apicomplexa; Conoidasida; Eucoccidiorida; Eimeriidae
Exons: 17
Coding region: 1-2346 (781 amino acids)
Source: RefSeq, a predicted model, not a curated record
AUGCGACACUGGCGCGCAGCCGCGUGUGCAGCCUUCAUCCCAGAGCUAGGGCCAUCGGCAGAUUCUGCCGCUGCAGCAUAUUCGGCUUCAAGAAUACACUCUGCAACAUCAUCUACAGCACACGAACCCCAAAUCGCGCAAGUUCAAAGGGCAGUUAAAGAUAUUCAAGGGCUCUUCACGGCACACGGUUUGAUUUCAGCCUUUUUGGGUACCAACCCGGCUGUUGUGCUGCAUGCGGAGCCCCAGUCGGCAGCCGAAGCUUCAGAAUCACCAACGGAAAGAACAGGUGAUGCAUCUGGAUGGGAAAAGCCACCAGCUCGCCUUGUCGCAUGGCCGUUGGGCGCUCCUGAGGCAUUCAUGAGGCAUGUUGAGCUCAAGCACGCUGGCCGUGAGAAACUGUCGCUGCAUGCAGCGUCCGCGGAUCCCUUCAUCCCAACGGCCUCUUGCCUUCCGGACUUUGCAUACCAACCUCCCCACGAUGACGUUGUCGCUGUGGUUUGGGGGACACCCUCAUUUUGGGCAGCAUUAUCAGUGGACGCGGUGUGCUCUCUGAUUGCCGCUUUUGUUCAGACGCAGGAAACACAGGAAGAGGAUGCUUCGCUAUUCCUCCAGGAAGAAGCUGCUGAUUUCUUACUCCGGAAAGCUCUUGUGCAAGCGGUCGUUAAGCGAGAGAAAACAGUAAAGGAGCUUCUGCAUCAUCCAGCUGCUCUCCGCGCUGCAGGUCUCCCUCACUGGGAGGAUCCGCUUAUGGAGGCUGAGCAAAGGGCUGCGCUUGGCAACAAGAAAGCCGAGAUAGCGCUCAUGCGGAGAGUUAUCGCAGCGCAAGAGGAAUACUUAAAAAGAAAAUCCGGCCCUUUCCGCUUUGCAAAGCAGCCCUUCUUUGACUCCGGUGAGAAGUGCCAAAUGCAGCUGGAAUGCAGUGUGCAUCAUCUGUGGGAAAGGGCUACUGUGAACACGUUUGAUAUAUAUCUAAAGAUCGGAGCUACUGCGCUGAUUUUCGUCGCGGACCUUUUUAGCGGGCUGGUGGGUGGGCAAUCAUCUCUGUAUGGAAAACUCUCCAGAGUCUGUGAAUGCAUGCCAUGGCCCCUUGCGAGCCGUUUGCGGCUCGUGUGGACUCCUGAAGGGUUGUGGGCACAUCCAGGAAAUACGUUUUCCUCCAAGUGUACCUUUUUUCACACAUGGGGGUUUUGGUGCUGCUCUUCAACCCCCCUACAAUCUACCACGCCAAGAGCAACGGCCAGGAAGAAGGACGCACCGUAUAUAUGCAUAGCCAGAGGCGCCCUAGCAAUCGACCACUCAACGCCAAGCUAUGAUAUGCGUCUAACGGCUGCACCAAUGCUACUCGAAAUGAAAUAUACACCAUGUGAAAAAUCGUCUAUUAAUGUAAACUUCCCCGUUCUUAAUGCAUUUUGGAAGCAGAGGUUUUUUGCCGACGCCUGCUUGAUUGAGGAGGGGGCCCCCAACCCCCCAGUCCCGAUCCCUCCUGUGCAACCGCGUUUUGUGGCUCUCGCCCUCUCUGGAAGCCAUUUUUCGUCUACGAGGGAGCGGGGGCCCCCGGAGGCCCCUAUCGUGGGCCCUCUCCCCCCAUUUCCCGAGGUGUUCUCCCCAAUGGCGCAUCGCCUCCGAGCGCCUUUCUGCUUCUCCGGAAGCGCACAGGGGGUCGUCUCGGGGCUGAGGGGCUCUUCCGGGGCCUGCUGUGAACUUGUAGAACGCAAGAACCUAUUGGGGGCAGACCAGGGAGAAACAUCGCCGUUUUUCCUGACGAGAAACGCCGUCUUCCUGGCUUCAGCUCUCUCGUGCGGCUGCCCCAGCCGCACUGCAGGUCCUCAUUGCUGCGGGUUUGCUGCGUUUGCGACAGCGACUUCGGACCCCUUGGGCGCCUCAGGGAGGGCACCCCCCAGCAGCCGUGCCGCCGGCAAAGGCGCCAGCGAAAGCGACGCGAAUGCCGUUAGCAAAGGGCAACGCGUUGGCGAAGAGGGGGAGGCUCUCCAGCAAGCCGUAGAAGAGGCCUUUUGUGUGUUUGGGGUCAUCUAUCGGCAUGCCCAAAAAGCCCCCAGUAGCGCCAGGAGUGCUACGUCUGCGGCAGCAUCGCCGGCAGUAACAUCGUCCUCCGCCUCUACUCAGACUACAGCACCAGCAGAAAACCAAGGAGUCGCCAUCUGUGCUGCUCGCGGCGCUGAGGGACCUCGCCAAUGCGGGUAUACGUACACCGCAGGCGUGGACUCCUCCCCUAUUGCUGCUGCUACAACAGCUGCCGCUUCUGAGCGCGUCAGAACUGCAGCAGGGGGCAGCCCUCCUUGCAGCUGCUGGUUGCCGGCCGCCGCUCCUCCUGCAGGGGCUCUGUGA